This is a messenger RNA of Pistacia vera, 1419 nucleotides long. RefSeq lists its product as uncharacterized. NCBI's taxonomy places the organism in Eukaryota, Viridiplantae, Streptophyta, Magnoliopsida, Sapindales, Anacardiaceae. The record is from RefSeq and is a predicted model, not a curated record. The coding region runs from base 128 to 1195 and encodes 355 amino acids. The transcript is spliced from 3 exons. Gene Ontology annotation, molecular function: microtubule binding.
GCAAGUUGGACGUGGAGGAUAUUGCAGUCCUUUAUCAGCUCUUAAGCCACCAAAGGCAUCAGUUCAGGUUAACUCUCCAUUGAUCACUCCCAGCAAAAGGGCAUCUUCAGGUUCAAAUAAUAUCACAAUGGAAAGUAAAGCUAAAAAAAGUGCACCAGGGCAACAUAUGAUUGCAUCAAAGAGACCUUGUCUGCGAAAAUCAUCCCCAAAAUCACCUUCUUUGAGCUCACACACUCCCAUGAAUAAGUCUGCAGGACUUGGCGCAGCUAAAUCUGAUUCUGCUUCUAGAUCUUCUCAAAACCCUCUUAGUAGAAAAAUUGACUCCAGACUUCUUUCUUCUGGUUCACCCUCUCCUUAUAGAAAUUUACAUGGAAACAAAAUUCAGCUUCUAAAUUCUAGUCGCCCUUCUCAUUUAUUGUCCUCCCUCGAGUCCUCUCGGACAUCACCUUCUAGCUCCAUUAAUAUGUGGUCCUCUGAGUCAUCUGCUUCUAUCAAUCAAAGAUCUAUCAGCUCCACAGGAAGUCUGGAUAACACUUGUGAAGAGAAUUCUUCUGAUCAUGAUUUCUCUCAUGCAUUGGAUUCUGAGCGCCAUAUCUGUGAUCGAAACUGCUUUACACAAGGAGAUCGGGACAAUAGGUUUGUGAAUCAACAUGCUAAGACAAACUCCAUGCGAAAUAGUUCUGUUCUUGCUAAUAUCUCAAAAAGCAUCAAACCUUCAAGCCUUCGGAUGCCAUCACCAAAGAUUGGUUAUUUUGAUGCGCAAUAUUCUGUAGCACUGACACCAAAGGGAGAUAUGAGGUUUCAUUGUGGAGUACACAGCAGUUCCUCUAAAACCGGCAGUGGUGUAGCUAACCACAAUGGAGUUGCCACUAGAACAAUGCGUGGCAAGCUUCAACAGUGGGGAACUUUAUCAGAGAUUGAUUCUCAGAAAACUGCAGGAUUAUGUCAUCCUUUAGGCAACAGUCUUUGUGGUUCUGCCUCAUCCAAAAAAGAUAAGGUAAAUAGAGGAUUUAUGAACCUUAAAAAGGGCAUGAAGAGAAACGGUCAAGACAGUCAAAGAACGACAAAGAAUGAAGAUGCCAACAAACAGUCUCCUCUACAUAUACUUACUGAUGAUGACAAGGAAAACUUAUGGAGCUUUCAUAAUCAAGUGGAAAAUUUAAGCAAACAUAUUGAAGCCAUUAAUUUCAACUAGGAUCUGGAAAUAUAGCUGAAAGCAGAAAAAAGAUACCUCACCUAGUUUAAGUUUUGGCAUCAAUAAUCCUCAAAACCAUUGUUCAUCAGGAGCAUUUUAGCGCCUAACCAUCCACAACAAAGUGAGAUUUUACACCGACCCAUGGCUUCUGCGACCAACUGACAAUCAUGUAGUGUAUUUGUUGAACAAAUUGGUUGAUUGUGCUGCCAGCAGAUUUAAGAAAA